GGUUAUUGAACUCCAAAAAUUCUCUAUAAAUAGCAAUGCACUCCUUGCAGCCAAGCGUACACUUCUUCACACCAUUGCUUAGCACAUACAAAAUUCAUUACAUCCAAAAAAGAAAAACAUCAAACACAUUUCAAGAACCAAUCUCUAAAUUUCCACAAAAUUUCACUAUGGUGGUCUUGUCCAUGCCACCAGUAAAUGACCAAUUCUCCAUAAUCAAGAAUUCAUGUAAAACCCCUUCAUCAUUUUUCCCUUGCAAUAUUCCAUUAAUAGACCUUUCAAAACCAGACAGCAAGAACCAACUUGUUAAAGCUUGUGAAGAAUUUGGUUUCUUCAAAGUUGUCAACCAUGGUGUCCCUAUGGAAUUUAUAAGUAAACUUGAAUCAGAAGCCAUUAAAUUCUUUUCAUCUCCAAUGUCUCAAAAGGAAAAAGCAGGGCCACCUGACCCUUUUGGCUAUGGGAGCAAGAAGAUUGGAUCCAAUGGUGAUGUUGGCUGGGUUGAAUACAUUCUCUUGUCAACAAAUUCUGAUUUCAAUUACCAAAAGUUUGCAUCUAGUUUAGGUGUAAAUCCAGAAGAUAUAAGAGAUGCUGUGAAUGACUACGUAUCAGCAAUGAAGAAAAUGGCUUGUGAGAUUCUUGAAAUGUUAGCAGAGGGAUUGAAGAUUCAUCCAAAAAAUGUAUUCAGUAAACUUUUGAUGGAUGAAAAAAGUGACUCUAUUUUCAGGCUAAAUCACUACCCUCCAUGUCCUGAUGAAGUUCAAGAAUUCAAUGGCAGAAAUUUGAUUGGAUUUGGAGAACAUACUGACCCACAAAUCAUUUCUCUAUUAAGAUCUAAUAACACUUCUGGACUUCAAAUUUCACUUGUUGAUGGCCAUUGGAUUUCUGUCCCACCUGAUCAAAAUUCGUUCUUCAUCAAUGUUGGUGAUUCAUUGCAGGUGAUGACAAAUGGGAGGUUUAAGAGUGUAAAGCACAGGGUUUUGGCCAACAGUGUAAAAUCAAGACUUUCAAUGAUUUAUUUUGGAGGACCACCAUUGAGUGAAAAGAUAGCAUCCUUGGCAUCACUAUUAGUGAAAGGGGAUCAAGACAGCUUGUACAGAGAAUUUACAUGGUUUGAGUACAAAAAAUCAGCAUACAAAUCUAGGCUUGGUGACAAUAGGUUGGUCCUAUUUGAGAAACUAGCAUAACCUCAUCAAUUUUGAUAUUUUGUUUUGUGAAGUCCCACACUUGUUAGCAAGUAUGGGUUGUCAAGAUACUCAAAUAUGGGCUUAAAACAUAGUUCAUUGGAUUUCCCAUAGAUAGAAAAAUGUUUUUCUUUUUUUCUUUAUCCAUACUCUUUGUAAUUACUUUUCUUGUUAAUAAUACGAGUUCAGAUUCAUCCUCA
Lycium ferocissimum is the source of this 1378-nucleotide messenger RNA. Its product is annotated as gibberellin 2-beta-dioxygenase 1-like. Gene Ontology annotation, biological process: response to light stimulus; gibberellin catabolic process. NCBI's taxonomy places the organism in Eukaryota, Viridiplantae, Streptophyta, Magnoliopsida, Solanales, Solanaceae. The coding region runs from base 36 to 1181 and encodes 381 amino acids. The transcript has 3 exons. The record is from RefSeq and is a predicted model, not a curated record.